UACAUCAUUUAUGAGAGAAGUAUGUCUAACAGUGAAUGUACAGGACUCAUUCAUGUUUAUAAUGCCAAAGAACCUCUGAUCUGAGGUCAGUCUCUUCUGGUACAAAGGAAACAAAGGUGUGAAAGAUCAAAGAGAAUGUUAAGCAGGUUGAUUUUAUCUCUUCAGUUUGCUUUGAUAUUGCUUGUGUUGUGUGGUAAGUGAAAAUAGAAACUCGUUCAAUAAUGAUUAUAAUGUGACAGACUGAAUUUACUUGAGUUUUUUUUGUUCUGCAGGUGUGUUUGGUGUUGAUUCAGAUGAAGUGAAGUCAGUGUCAGUGAUGGACGGAGAAUCUGUCACUCUACACACUCAUCUUACUCACAUACAGAGACGUGAUCAGAUACUGUGGAUUUUUGGGGCUAAAGGGAGUCGUAUAGCUGAAAUAUAUAAGCAAAGCAUUGAUAUAGAGGGCGGUAUUGAGAUUUUUGGAGACAGACUGAAGCUUAACGGUCAGACUGGAUCUCUCACAAUCACAAACAUCACAAUCACAGACUCUGGACUUUAUAAACUACAUAUCAUUAGAGACAGAGAAACUUCAUAUAAAAGAUUCAAUGUUACUUUCUAUGCCCGUCUGCCUGUUCCUGAAAUCAACCAUACCAAUAACUCUUCAAACUGUUCUUCAUCAUCUGAAAGAUCUUCAGUGUCAAAAUGUGUGUUGUUGUGUUCAGUGAUGAAUGUGACACAUGUGAGUCUCUCCUGGUACAAAGGAAAUAGUUUAUUGUCCAGCAUCAGUGUGUUUGAUCUCAACAUCAGACUCUCUCUACCUCUGGAGGUGGAAUAUCAGGAUACAAACACAUACAGAUGUGUGGUGAACAAUCCCAUCACAAACCAAACACAACAUCUAGAAAUCAAUCAACUCUGUGGGUCAUGUUCAGCUUUCAUGCAGAAGCCACAUUUGGUGGGAAUCACAGUUUUUAUUGUAAUGCUGGUUGUGGCGACUGCAGCUCUGAGUGUAAUGUGCCGUCUCUACAACAGGAAAACUAGACACAUGAGACAUGUGGGCAAGUAUUGUGUUUUUUUAUUAUAUUAGUUUCUUAUUAGAUUAUUUCAUGUGGUGUGAAAACUGAUUAUUGUUGUAAACAGUUCAGACUCAUGAUGAGGAAGAGAUUCAUUAUGCAGACACAACAUUUAGUGCACGCCAUAAUGAGAUUCCGGUAAGAGAUUGUGUUGCUGUGUGCGUCUGUAUCUUGCUAUGUGAACCCCUGCCGUUUCUGUCAAAGCUUUGGUCUGUACGAGCAAAAAAUGUGUUGUUUGUGCUACUUUUGUAACUGGUAAUGCAUCAGGCGAGUGUGCUCAGGUUCCGGACCGGUUCUGUCGUCUCGACAGUGGGAGAGUGCUCCGGCUUCGAUAGGAACCGGUGAGCUCGGGCCCUCUCCCCAGACAAAACAACCAUACUUUACCACUCCUGCCACUGUCACCUGCAUAGGCGAAUAGAAUUGUGAACUUUGGAAAGGUCCGGAAGAAACAAAGGGCAAUUUCUUCCACCAAAUAUAACUAAAAGUUAAAUGACUGAAUAGAAGUAAAUUGAAAUUUUGCAAUAAUAUGACACGCUUUAACUCUCUCGUCUCUUUGCUUUAGUCUGAAUGUGUAAAGUCUGCACAGCUCUACAGAUGAAAAUCAUUGUAACAAGGAAAACAAUAUUUUUAGCAAAAUAGCCCUUUUCACAAAGCAAUCUAAUCACAAGUCAUUCGGGUGAAUUUAUGGUAAAUUCUGUUCACACAAGCAAGGGCUUUCUGGUAAUUUAAUAGUCAUUAAAUUACUUCUAUUACUGGUAAACUGUGUUUACUGACUUACCAGAAAGGUUCACACACGAUCUGUGGCUGUGAUAUUCCUGCAAUUUACCAGUAAAGACUGCAUGUGUGAAAAGGACUGAUUCGCAUAGCUAAGUCAUAUGAUGAGCCAUAAGUGUGAACUUUUUUUUUCUCAUAUGUUUUCACAGGAAGAUGAUGCCCACACAGUGUACUCAAUUGUCGCUUUGAGUUGAUGUCAUCCUCACAUCAUCUGUGUGUCUGCAUUAUAAACCAUUUUUAUUGAUGUAACAUGUUCAGCCACAAUAGAAAUAAUCCAAAAAUACAUUGCUGCAGAAAGUGUUAUGAAGAUGAAUUAAACUGGAAUUAUUUAGAAAUUGUAUUAAUUUGAAAAUGCUUUGUUCCCAUUUCAUAGUUAGUUUUAAGUGAAUCCUCAAACAACAGAUCACAUGAC
Molecule: messenger RNA, 2238 nt
Organism: Triplophysa dalaica
Lineage: Eukaryota; Metazoa; Chordata; Actinopteri; Cypriniformes; Nemacheilidae
Product: carcinoembryonic antigen-related cell adhesion molecule 7-like
Exons: 3
Coding region: 317-1066 (249 amino acids)
Source: RefSeq, a predicted model, not a curated record